Molecule: messenger RNA, 4208 nt
Organism: Python bivittatus (Burmese python)
Lineage: Eukaryota; Metazoa; Chordata; Lepidosauria; Squamata; Pythonidae
Source: RefSeq, a predicted model, not a curated record
GAGCCAUUGUUCUUUUAGAGGUGCUCUUCAUCGCAUAUGACUGGAACUUGAUGGCUUCUAGAAUGGGAUCACUUACUACCUUCCUGCAGGUUCCAAACAGCGAAACAAAAUUAAUGGGAAAUCAAGAGAGUCAACAUACUGUUCAAGCACACGUGGGAUGUAAGACUGUGGAGUCACCAUGCUACAUCUUAACUGUAAGAAUUAUUCGGUUGCGGAAUCUCCGUCAAGAAGAUUGGUUAAAUGAAUCCGAUUGUUAUGUGACCUUGUGGCUUCCUACUGCCUCACCAGAAAAGGUUCGGACGAAAACAGUUGCAAACUGCAAAGAUCCAAUAUGGAAUGAAAUCUUCUAUUUCAGGAUCCAGAGUCAAGUCAAGAAUGUCUUGGAACUGACAGUAUGUGAUGAAGAUUUCUUUCGAGAUGAUGACAACCGUGUAAUUUUCUUCGAUAUAGCUACAAUCCCAUUUGGAAAAUCAAUAAUGGUGAAAUUUGAAUUGGAUCGCGUGAAAAAUGAAGAAUUGGAAGUUGAAUUUACAUUGGAGAAUAUAGAGGGUCCACUUGAAAAAAUAGCUACAAAUGGAGCAGUGGUGUGUCGUGAAUUCUGCUGUUUGGAGCUCCAGAUAGACAGAAAGAAGCGGAAGAGAAAGAAAAAGCAUUCUAAACAACAAGAUGUUAAAUGUACAUUAAAAGGAUCCUUUGAAGAAACCCAAAACAUUUCAUUAAGCUCUGCCUAUGGGCUGCAAUGCACUGAACCUUUCCUUUUCCACUAUGCCAAGUACAACCAAGCAAAGCUGGACAUUCUUCUUCCAGGAAAGAGAUCAUUUCUCUCUUUUUGCUCUUGUAUGUCAUGUGGAACUGAUGCUGCCAAAGCCAGAACAUUGAUCUUGCCUGUAAAUUCAUUUCCCAUUGAUGAGGAAAUAAUCAAAGAGGAUAAAGAAUUUAAUUUACACUUCACAGCAAAGAACCGCACAUCAGAUCUAGAUGUACGCUUAGGGUUUGAUCUCUGUCCAGAAGAACAGGCUUUCCUGCAAAAACGGAAGAAAGUGACUGCUGCUGCUUUCAAAAAGAUUCUCCAGCUUGAAGAUGAUCUGCAGGAAGAUGAGGUGCCAGUGGUGGCAAUUAUGACAACAGGUGGUGGAUUCAGAGCACUUACAGCGAUGUAUGCCCACCUACUGACUAUGCAGAAAUUAGGUAUUUUGGACUGUGCGUCCUAUCUCACUGGACUUUCUGGCACAACAUGGACGAUGUCACACUUGUAUGAGGAUCCCAACUGGUCCCAAAAUGAUUUAGAAAGACCACUCAGGAGUAUGCAAAAACAUGUGGAAAAAAACAAGUUCUUUGCUAGUUUUGCUGCAGAAAAGCUGAAAUACUAUGCAAAGGAAUUGUGGAAACGUCAUCAAGAAGGGCAUUGUGUAUCUUUUACAGAUCUAUGGGGAUUGAUCAUUGAAGCUAUGCUACGUAAUGAGGAAAACCAUCACAAGCUUUCAGAUCAGCAGCGGGCACUAAUUCAUGGACAGAACCCUCUGCCUAUAUAUCUUUGUCUCAAUGUGAAAAAGAAACUAAGUAAUCAAGGUUUCAGAGAAUGGUUGGAAUUCACACCAUAUGAAGUUGGAUUCCAAAAAUAUGGUGCCUACAUUCGUGCUGAGCAUUUUGGUAGCAAAUUCUUCAUGGGUCGUUUAAUGACGGAAAUCCCAGAAUCACGGCUCUGCUUUUUAGAAGGGAUCUGGAGUAGUGUGUUUUCUGUGAACAUUAUGGAUGGCUGGUUUCUGGCUACUAAUUCAGAAGAUUUUUGGCAGAUCUGGACACGAGACAGAAUAACUGAUUUUGAAGAGCCUAUUUGCUAUUCAAACACAUAUAAGCUACCUGUUCGAGCCCAGAGUCCUCCGGGAAGUCUUGCCAGUAUUUUGCAAGACGUUAUUAUGUGGCGACCUGCUGUGUCAUUGGUCCCAAAUUUUCUGAGAGGCUGCCCAAUGCACAACAAGUAUUUAGAGAGUGGAUUUGCAAAUUGGAAAGACUGUGAUCUUGACAGUUUUCCUAACCAGCUAAUUGGAGCUGAAGAUUAUUUGCAUUUGGUGGAUAAUGCAUUUGCCCUUGAUACCAGCUAUCCUCCACUUAUGAGGCCUGAAAGAAAAGUGGAUGUCAUCAUACACUUAAAUUAUAGCUCAGGAUCACAGUUACGGCCGCUGCAAAAGGCCUCAAAUUAUUUCUCAGAACAAGGAAUUCCUUUUCCCAGAACUAUCCCACAGGAAAAAGAAGAAAAAGUUUUAAAGGAGUGCUAUUUCAUAGGAGAACAAGAAGGUCCAGAUACUCCAUUAAUUCUCCUUUUUCCCCUGGUUUGUAAUACCUUCCAAAAUUAUAAAGAACCUGGUGUGAAGCGUAGCCCUGAAGAGAUGAAUGAUGGUGAGAUUGAUUUGACCAGUACCUUUGGUCCUUAUAACAUCAAUGCUUUGCAAUAUUCAGAGGAGAAUUUUGAGAAACUGGUAAAACUGAGCCAGUACAACAUCCAAAAUAACAAAAAUACUCUGAUUGAUGCUUUACAGUUAGCUGUGGAACGGAAAAAGCAGCGUAAGAAGGACCUUAGUUUACUAACAUCUGAAUCUUUUGUGGGACAGAGCACCUCAGCUUUUCCUGCACUAGCAAAACAAUAAAAGCAUUUCAUUCCAGAAGAAAAGUAAGAUAAAAUAAUCAAAAGAAUAUCUAAGACUCUGGCCAUGGAGGAAAAAAAGCUGCCUUUAUGAAAAUGAAUCAGUUAUAAAGCCUGAAAUGCUCUUUUAAUGAAUUCUAUUUGUCUUUUGGCAAUGGAGGCACAGUGACUGAGUAAAAUAUGUUAUAGAACUUUCUACGCUCACACUUUCUGAAGCUCCUCUGAACAAAUUAUAUAAAAAAUGUGCUGUGAAAAAAGUUGUUUGUGCCUUGUAAUGUUAUUUAUGUUUUAUGCAAAAAGGUGUUUUUUUUCUCUGAAACAUCUCUACUUCUAAUGCUAUGUGUACUUUUUCUUUGUUUCCAUACCAAGUACAUAUGAGAAUGAUUGUCAUAAAAGUUGUUCUGGUCUGAUGCAAUAUGAAUGGUGAGAAACAAUUUUUUUAGAAUCUAAAACCAGUUCCUGAUAAAUGAACAAUGAUGUCAGUUUAAAAAAGCAUGCAUAUGCAGGAGAAAACUGCAAACAUGCUACUUGUAACCAUUUGGUCCUAUUGGUAGGAAUUAUUUUCUAGGUAUAUGAGAAUUGUUAGAAUUUGGGUUCUGUCCUUCCCUACCAGCAUGCAGGUGAUCAAAACCAUCAAACAUCAGCCAAUCAUACAGAGGGAAAGAUCUUUGCAUACCAACAAUGAUGUUCAUAUAUUGCAUUAAACCAGGACUUGUUUAAUCAUGGUCAGUUGACUAAAUAAUUCAUAAACCUUGCUUUACAAAUCACAAAAACUAUGUUCACAUAUACCCCAAUAAGCCAAAACUGACAAACCAUGGUAUAUUGCAUGUACUAGGCCUAUCUUUGAGUAUGUGAAUUGGGGAAAAAAUCCCUAGGCCUUGAAUAUAUACGUUUCCUCACUAAAGAGAGAUAAACCAAAUAUAAGACUAUUAUCCACAUAGGAAUCACCCUUUCCUGUAUUAAUUUAAAAAAAUAUAGAAAAACAAGUGAAAAGUUUCCUGUAUAGAACAAUCCAGCAUUGAGAUUUAUCCAGAUUCCAUAGCCAGAAUUUUAGCAUUUUCAGAAUGUUCUACCAAGAGGUACUAGCACAUUCCCUCACUUCAGAAUUCAUUAAUGUAACCAUAAUCUUGCAGGUAGGCACACUGUAAUAGUUUUCAGAAAGAACAUAUCAAAACCAAGAAAAACAAAAUUCUGCAAGAGGUGUCUACUUCUAAUCUCUGUUGACAAAGAAGUUUAAAGACAGAUUUUCACUUCCACUGGCCUGUAUUAUCUCUAACUUCCACUGGCUUGUAUGAUCAUCAAUUGUUGGAACCAUCUACCUUGCAAAAAUUUUUCUUUGCAUCUUUUUUCUGUUCUACUUCCAAUAGUGCUGUCUUCUUGUUCUCUAUUGCUUAGCUCCUUGUCAAUUUCAGCAACUAUCAAAAUAAUGGAAAUGAAUUGGACUGAAUUAUAUCCAGUGUAAAAGGGAAACACAGAGACUUUAUGAAACUAAAAGCAAUUUUGUUGUGUUUCUGCUGCUAAUGGCAGCUGGAACAUAGAAGCUUCCCCUUCUCUUCACUGGAACUUC